This is a messenger RNA of Stegodyphus dumicola, 794 nucleotides long. RefSeq lists its product as uncharacterized. The record is from RefSeq and is a predicted model, not a curated record. Lineage: Eukaryota; Metazoa; Arthropoda; Arachnida; Araneae; Eresidae.
UAACUAUCUUAGCUUGUCUCUAUAUUAAUAUUUUUAACAAGAGUUACAAAGUCAAUGAAAAUUUAGCCUAGCAAUUAAAAGCUGUUCCAUAAACACGGAUACUUGUGCAGAUUUAAUGUGCAUUUGUGGAGCUCAUCAUUGUCUUCACAAACGCACUCAAGAUUUUAUCAAGCCCCAUGUAUACCGAUCAGGUUUACCAAAAACAGAAGCUCAGGAGAAAUACAUAUGGUAUCACAAUCAGCCAUUACAGAAAGCUCUAAAGCCAUUUAGUUUGAACUGGAUGAAUGAAGUUCUGGAGCCUAAGUUUCCAAUGAAAAAUAUCCCUAAAAUUAACCAGGUUCUACUUCAUGGUGACAGUUUCUCUAAAGAUGAGCGACAUCGAAAUGCUUUUGACCAUAGCCCAUACAUUCCGAAAGCAUCCUGUCAUUCAGUUACGCAAGAUGAACCAGCCGAAGCAAUGGCUGUAGGUGCUUGCCGUGACUGGGAAGCUAACUGCUCAGUUGGAAAAGAAUGUGGAAAAUGCUUAAACGUAUUCUCAUCACUAAAUAGAUCACUUGAAAAAAAUAUUGAAACAGAUGGUUUUGCAAAGACAUGUAAUGACAUAUGCACUGCAUGUACCGAGAAAUAUGGUGCUGAUUACAGCAGAAACCUUCUAAAACAAAUACAGUGCGACCCGGAGAAUCCAUGUAAAGGAGAAUAUGCAAUAAUUAUGAAGCCUGGUGAAGGUAAUAGUCCAGAAAUACAAUGUGUUUGCAGAACUCAGUCUAAUUAUCAUUAACAUAUAGUAUUGACUU